AACCUCGUCAUUGGCGUGCUCAAACAGCCCAAAUCCUUACCUAAAGUACCUACCUACCUAGGUAGGUAACUUGCCUUGGUUUAGGAAUGACUGUUUUCCAAGCUGACAAAGCGCAAGCUCACUUCCAUACUGCCCCACCACUCAAGAAACCUUUUUGGUCUUUAGCCAACCCAAAAUAGAAGUCCAGGAUUGAAAAUAUGGGAGAAUUCAACGACAAGGAGUCGUGGAAAGCCAAAGCCCAAGCAAAGAGGGCCAGCAUCCUCGCUGCCAUACCGCGCGAAUGGAGACUGACCCCGGAGCAGCUCGCUCAAGUCUCACCACCUCAUCGACGCGACGUGGUGCAGUACGCUCGGCGGGAGUUUCUUACCGCUGAGGAGCGCAAAAUCACCGAGAUGGAUGCCGUGGCCGUAGUCAACGCCAUACGCAGCCGCAGCAUGACGGCCGAGAAGGUCACCUUGGCGUUUUGCAAGACGGCGGCGAUUGCGCAUCAAAUCUGCAACUGUUUGCUGGGGGUAUUCUUCGAUCUGGCACUGGAACGCGCAAAACAGCUCGACAAGUAUCAAGAUGAAAAUAAUGGCCGUACAGUAGGACCAUUGCAUGGCCUGCCUGUUAGCCUCAAGGACCAGUUCCACGUCAAAGGCGUGGAAACAACCAUGGGCUACGUUGGAUGGAUUGGCGGUAACCUAGGGUAUCCUGAUGCGCACGGGACACAUGAGGUCCAGAGUCAAACGGUUGACGAACUUGAGGCUCUAGGGGCUGUGAUGUACUGCAAGACGAGCGUACCGCAGACACUCCUGUUUGCCGAGACCGAGAAUAACAUUGUUGGCCGGACCGCGAACCCUCACAAUAUGAUCUUGUCCCCUGGUGGUUCUUCUGGGGGCGAGGGUGCGCUUAUAGCACUUGGAGGCAGUACUAUUGGUGUUGGAACGGACAUCGGAGGCUCUGUGAGAAUACCUGCUGGGUUCUGUGGCAUAUAUUCGCUCAAACCUACCCCUGAGCGCCUUUCCUAUCGCACCGUUGCGAACGCUGCGCCAGGCCAGACCACGUAUCGCUCGGCGGUGGGAUAUAUGGGCACUUCAAUCGACGGACUGAAUCUCAUGCUGCAGUCGGUGCUCUCAACCAAUCCUUGGGUCAAAGAUCCCGCCGUGCUGCCUUUGCCCUACAGACAAGACGUGAUGCGUGAUUACCUCGGCCGUUCACCAUCGCAGGGGAAGCCCCUGAAGCUCGGAAUUCUCUGGAGAGACGGGAUCAUUGAGCCACACCCUCCUGUGACUAGAGCCAUAACGAUGGUAUAUGAUGCUCUAAAGAAGGCAGGACACAGCACCGUUGACUGGUGCCCGCCUUCUCACAAAAACGGAUAUUACAUGCAUCUUAAAUUCCUAUACUCAGACGGGCGGGAAGAUAUCUAUCGUCAUCUCAGAAUGUCGGGCGAAUCUCUGAUCCCGUUACUUGAACAGUCUGCAGACCUCAAAAAUCCCCUCUCGCUUCUUGCCUACCAGGACCUCGUCUUGAAGGCUUUGAAUUACGAGGAACAAUAUGCAGACUACUGGAGGUCAACAGCCGAUGUAGAUGGACAAGAAGUUGAUGCCAUCAUUGCACCCGUCUGUCAGAGCGCUGCCGUCAUACCGGGCAAGCUGUACUCCUCUGGCUACACGGAAAUCUUCAACCUUUUGAACUACAGCGUGGCGGUAAUCCCCGUGACCAAAGCCAACAAAGAAAUCGACAUUCGGCAUGAUAGAUACAAGCCAAAGCCUGGAUUGGAUGAUUUGAACUGGAAUUCUUAUGACCCUGAAAUCUAUCAUGGGGCCCCGGUCGGUAUACAGAUUGUGGGCAAGAAAUUUGAGGAAGAAAAGGUGCUUGCUAUUGCGCAUCUUGUGCAUCAGGCAUUGCAGGCAUUGCAGGCAUCCGAGCAGUCAAAGCCCAACCCUCGGCUUUAAAAGUGGUGAACUCUCCUAGAAAUACCAAGACAGGUACAAGCAGCUAUAUGAACUUGGCGCAUGACACUAAAUCAUAGCAACAACAAAAGCCCGUACCACAACCUUUUGAAGGACAAAACCACUCCCAUUUCUCACUCAACAUUUGUUCUGCCCAUUACCCGGAAAAGUGCCCGACUGGUACGCGCCACCUGCAUCACCCAGGCAGUCGGCGACGGUGACGAGCUUGAGGUUGUUCUGCUUCGCCCAGUUGAUGAGCCAGGGCACGAGGACGUUGACGGUGCUCUCGUAGGUCUCAUGCAUGAGCGGGAUGUGGCCGUUGCCGCCGGCGCCGGCGCCUUGAAACUUGGCCUGGCUCUGCUGCGGAGUCUCGCGGUUCCAGUCGCCGCUGUCGAUGUCGUUGGUGAUGACCUUGUAGCCGAGCGUCCGCAUCGUGUUCAGCAUCUGGCCGCCCGUUGCCAGAUACGGCGGGCGCAUGUACGCCGGCUUGCGGCCGAAGAUGUUGACAAAGGCUUGCUCCAGCUUCUGCAUCUCUUGGGUGAUGGCGGUGGCCUGCAGGUUGCCGAGGUUUGCGUGUGUCCAUGUGUGUGAGGAGAUUUGAUGACCACUGUUGUAGGCGUUCCUCACCGCCGAGGCUUGGUUGUAUAUACAGCCUGAGAGAGUGCCAGUGAAGAAAAAGGUUGCCUUGCCGCCAGCCGCGUUCAAUGUGUCAACCAGCUUCUGGGUAUAAGUGUAGGGACCAUCGUCAAAAGCAAGAGCAAGAGUGCCUGGCCUUGCACACUGGGUGUAAACGACUCCCGGGUUUGGCGCCCUCCUAAAGAUAUCGAGAGGGCUGGGAGCUGGCCGAGCAGAGACGAGGACGUCUGCUGCGAGAAGCAACGACGUCGCUAGUACCUUGAGGAGCAUCAUGAUGACCAAGGUGGAGCAGCAAGGAACCUGUAUAGAGGUCGACGAGGGACGAAUGCCAGGAGCGAUGUCAAGCCCUGCACACCUAAAA
Messenger RNA from Pyricularia grisea, 2931 nucleotides. RefSeq lists its product as uncharacterized. The coding region runs from base 198 to 1937 and encodes 579 amino acids. The record is from RefSeq and is a predicted model, not a curated record. The transcript has 14 exons. NCBI's taxonomy places the organism in Eukaryota, Fungi, Ascomycota, Sordariomycetes, Magnaporthales, Pyriculariaceae.